Haliotis rufescens (red abalone) is the source of this 3314-nucleotide messenger RNA. Its product is annotated as coiled-coil domain-containing protein 149-like. NCBI's taxonomy places the organism in Eukaryota, Metazoa, Mollusca, Gastropoda, Lepetellida, Haliotidae. The transcript has 12 exons. The coding region runs from base 1154 to 2974 and encodes 606 amino acids. The record is from RefSeq and is a predicted model, not a curated record.
UAUUAUGAAAUAUAUUCUGAUCAGCUUUGCUUCACACAUACAAUUCUCUUAUGGGCUUCGUACUGCUUACCUUGAAUUGUGCUUGGACAUCCACUGACACAGCGUCACACAGCAUAAUGUUUUAUCUUAUGUCAUGUAUAUGUUGUAAAGGUGUAAUUUGAUAUUUGGAACAACUGGACGCCAGUGGACGUGUUGGACGGCUCAUAAAAAAAGACAUAAAAAAACAUUAUUUUACCUACAACGUAAACAUAUUCAGAAAAUAUGAUCGAAUAUUUGAACAAUGGCAUGCACACUGGAUUGGCCAUGUAAAGAACAUAAAAAUAUGUUACUUUUUACCUUCUUUUACUUACUUGUUGUGAAAAUAUAAUCCAAUAUUCUGAACAACAGCAUGCACAUUGGACUGCCAACAGAAAAAUAAAAAAAAUGAAUCAAUUUUACCGUCUGUCAUUUACAUAUUGUGAAAAUAUAAUCCAAUAUUUUGAACAACAGCAUGUUGCUGGACUGCCCACAGAAAGAGCUUUCAAAGAUAUUAGAUAAAGAUAUUACUCUUUACUUUACGUACCAUGUGUACAUUUUGCGAAAAUGUAUUCCAAUAUGUUGAAGAAGAGCAUGCUUACGUCAAGUCUUGGACCCUGUGGUAAAUGUCUUCAAUGUGUUGAGAUUGUGAGUGGUGCCUUGAUUGAGUUUCCUGGGUGGCACAGCUUGGAGGGUUGACGUGGGCCGGUGUUAUUGAUGAUAGUUAACAUCAAGGUCAGCCAGUGGAGAUAUCAGAUCCUGCUUGUAUGGAUGACGACAGACAGGCUGUGAUUGUCAAGGUGUUGUUCUUGAUUCACAUCAGAUGGUUCCCUGAUUGAACUGAACAGAGGAGCGGUGCAUACAUCGGAAGUUCCUGCAUCAGACAUUCUUUCUAAUUGUCCUGCUAAUCUAGGAAAGAUUCUACAGAUCAACUAAGUCAGUGAUAAUAGUAAAGAAGAUUUAUCAUGUUGAUGCAUGCUGGAUCAUUUCUGAAGGAUUUGUGUAUUUUGUGUCUGAACAUGGGAAUUCCACACUAAGAACUGUGAAUCUCAAACAAGGAGAUGAUAUUAAUAAUCAUGAAGACUUAACUCCAUGACCUCAAGUGUACAGGUCAUCGUUUACCUGUGUACAAAAGCCGAUGUUCACACCCACUGCACUGACUGCUCCAAUGGCAAGUCUACCACUACAGGACAGAGGGGAGGAGAAGAGGAGUCUCCUGGGCCCCGAGGACAUGGAGAGCCUUGAGAUCUACCUUGAGUUCCAGAUCUGCCGGCGGAAGCUGGAGAGCAAGAACGAAGCGCUGAUGAUCCUGAAGAAGGAGAUGGACGAGUGCCGGAGUGAGCGCGACCAGUUCAAGCUGAUGGCCGAGCAGCUCCGGGAACGCUACCAGGCUUUCAAGAAACAACUUGUGGGAAAUUCUCCGGCCGGCCAGGCCAACAACCACCAUGACGCAGGAUACUACAUGGACAUGCAGAAUCAGAGUCUGGUGAAGUUGUUGUGUGAGACGAAGGAGAACAACAAAUCGCUUCAGUUCGAGGCCGACGAUCUCCGCCAGAAGCUGGCCGAUGCUCAAGGUGACAUCAAGUUGUUACGAGAGCAGAUAGCCAGACAGCGAGUGGGCACCACGGAUGAAGGUAUCAACACUCGGCACUUCCCGGCGUACGAGAGAGAGGAUCUGGUGGCCCAGCUAGAGGCAGCCAGAGAACAGUACCUGCAGCUAGAGAGAGACCUACAGCAGGUGCUUGAUGAGAAGGAGGAGCAAGUGACAGAGAGGGACGCCUACAAGACCAAGUACGAGCGCCUCAACACAGAACUCAACUACAUCCUCAAGGGCGAUGAGAAGAAGAUUGUUGACAUUGAUGCUUUGGUUAAUGAAAACAAAUAUCUCCUGGAGAGGCUGAAGCAGAUGGAGGAGGAGAAGACAAUGGCCAUGGCUACGGUGUCCAAGUACAAGAGCAUGCUGGAGAGGAAGAAGAACAAAGGCAUACUGAAGCUUGGCCAGAGUCGGAGUGGCGGCCUGGUCAUCUCACAGAAACAGGUUCAGCACAUCCUGCAGAGUCAGACGGGCAUCCCGGCCACGCCCCAGUCGAUGGCGGACCUCCAGGGUCUCUGCAGCGCCCUGCUCGACACCAUCAACGACAAGAGUCUGGCGCUGUCACAUCAACGCAAGACAAACAAGAUUCUGGGAAACCGUGUGUCUGAACUGGAGAAGAAGCUGAAGACGCUGGAGGUGGCUGGGUUGUGGAACGUCCCAGGUAAUCAGGGGUUCGAGGAAGGAACUAUCCAAAGUCUUGCCAAACUGAAAGCUGAAUGUGAGGAGAUGAAAAUGCUGGUUCCCCGCCAGAUGUCUCAGUCGAGUGAGAACUCUGACCAGAGAGACAUCCUCGACAGCCUGGAUUCUGACAUCUCCUCCGUCACAUCCACGCCUAACAUUAGCCCUGCCCACAAAGGUCAGAGACCAGGGGGGACAACUCUGUGUAUGGAGGACCUAGACUUGCUGCCCACUAAAGAAGAAUGUAUUCGAAUAAUGGACAAAGGUGAAGUGCAAUCACUCCUAGGAGAUGGAGAUUGUUCCAGUUUUAACAUUCAGUGCAGUGGGUCUAACGAGGACACUACUGAUGAAAAUCCAGAAGAGAGCAUUGAAGAGGAGGUAACUCUUGAACAUGUUGAAGACGAAGAAACUGCCGAAAAAUUGAAAACAUUAAUGGAGGAUGUGACCGCUAAAAUCAAGGAACAGUCACACGGUGAUCAAAGGUCAAGGCAGUCCGCCUCCGAUGAGGACUAUAUAGACAAUUGUGAAAACCCCUUGUUGAAAUCUGACACUGUUGAAAACGGAAUUGAUGACAGGAAGGGAGAUAACUCUGAUCGAUCUGCUUCCCCGAGUUGUGACCAACCUUUGCUUGAUGAUGAAAAUGACAGACAGGACAAUUCAGAAUCAUUGCAUAAUGUACAAGUGUAAAUCUUAUUAAUGUUAUUUCAUGUUUUCUGAAUGCUAAGCUUCAUGUGCAAUGUUACGUCCUGAUCAGUUCAAGGAUUUGUAUAAAGGGUGUCAGUUGUGUUCAAUAACAUGUUUUGGAUGUGAUAUAAUCCGUGGAUUUUAUGAAACUAAUGCAUGGCUAAGGUUGUGGUAAGCCUCUGUUCCAUUCCAUUGUUUGACCCUGGUGUAGUGUUUGUUGUGUUCUAGAUAACAAUUGUUGUGCAGAGACACCCUGUCAGUCCGGGAACUUCUUCCUGGAUGCCUGCUGUCAGGAACAUCCACUACAUACCAAACACUACCCACCCCAUCCCACCCUGUUUAA